Molecule: messenger RNA, 3117 nt
Organism: Antechinus flavipes (yellow-footed antechinus)
Lineage: Eukaryota; Metazoa; Chordata; Mammalia; Dasyuromorphia; Dasyuridae
Gene: NPY1R
Product: neuropeptide Y receptor Y1
Exons: 7
Coding region: 649-1791 (380 amino acids)
Biological process (GO): G protein-coupled receptor signaling pathway
Cellular component (GO): plasma membrane; neuron projection
Molecular function (GO): neuropeptide Y receptor activity; neuropeptide binding
Source: RefSeq, a predicted model, not a curated record
UUCCAGCUGCCCGGGUACCGGAUCCAGAGUGGCCGAUGCGCCUUCGCUCCCGCGCUCUCCAGGAGCGGAGACAGCUGGAAAAGAAGCCGGAGAAAUAGGCUCCCGAACCGAAGAAAUACCCCCGGCUCCCUACUCCCUUCUCCAGUCCUCACCAUCUUGUUCUCUUGGAAAGAGCUGGACAGAUCUUCUUCAAAAGGAGCUGCGCUUUGUUGACUCCCGGGCUCGGGGGUUCCCGACACUGCUCUUGGUCCCGGUUGGGACCUGAGCUGUCCAGCUUGAAGAUCUGAUACCUCUCCUCAUUAUCUUCUUGUCACUGGUGUCAUCCCUGUCAUCACAGAGACCUGAGCUCUCCAGAAAAUAACCUCUCAGGUGCAUUGUUACCUGUUUUUACCUUUUGAUGGGAAUGUGAAAUAUGUCCCUUCCCCUCCCACUCUUUCUGCUUUUCCUGAUAAUUCUCUUUGAAAUUAUCCUGAGUUGAAGAUUCACUUUUAACCCAAUAUCAUUGUUGAUUUAAUCAGCAAGAUGGACAAGUGCUAAAAGGUUAUGCAAGAUUAUCGAGGAAAAUGAAGAGCUCACAGCCAGUUUUUGUAAACAUACUUUACAUGAAGAUUGAACUUCUAUAAAGAAAGAUAACCAAUUAGCACCAAAAUGAAUUACACAUUGUAUCCCUCUUUUUUCAACGAAUCUUUUCUUAACCAUACAGACACCCACCCCCCAUAUGCACCCAUUGAAGAGAAUAAAUGCCGUGUACCAGUAACCAUGGUAUUUACAAUGGCAUUAGCUUAUGGCAUUGUCAUACUCCUUGGAGUCUCUGGAAAUCUGGCCUUGAUAGGAAUUAUCCUAAAGCAAAAGGAGCUGAGAAAUGUGACCAACAUUCUGAUUGUUAAUCUGUCCCUUUCUGACCUUCUGGUAUCAUUUGUAUGUCUGCCCUUCACUUUUGUCUAUACCUUAAUGGAUCAUUGGAUCUUUGGUGAGGCCAUGUGCAAGCUAAACCCUUUCGUGCAAUGUGUCUCCAUCACUGUCUCCAUUUUCUCUCUGGUUCUCAUUGCUUUGGAGCGCCAUCAGCUUAUAGUCAACCCCCGAGGAUGGAGGCCCACAAAUAUCCACGCAUUUUUAGCAAUUGCCCUGAUCUGGUUCCUCUCUGUGGCUGCCUCCCUGCCUUUUGUGAUUUACCAGGUGCUGACUGAUGAGCCAUUCCACAAUGUCACUGUCCCAACCUUCAAGGACAAGUACGUGUGUUUCGAUCUUUUCCCUUCUAAUGUGCACAGGCUAUCUUACACCACUAUUCUCUUGGUGCUGCAGUACUUUGGGCCUCUGGUGUUCAUUCUUGUCUGCUACCUCAAGAUCUAUAUUCGACUAAAGGAGAGGAACGACAUGAUGGACAGGAUCAGAGAGAACAAGCAUAGAGCCCAGGAAGCCCGCCGGAUCAACGUGAUGCUUUUCUCCAUUGUGGUGGCCUUUGCCAUCUGCUGGAUGCCUCUGACCAUCUUUAACACGGUGUUUGAUUGGAACCACAAGUUGAUCUCCAUCUGCCACCACAACAUGCUGUUCCUCCUGUGCCACCUGACGGCGAUGAUUUCCACCUGCGUCAACCCUGUCUUCUAUGGGUUCCUUAACAAGAAUUUCCAGAAAGAUUUGCAGGCUCUCUUUCGUUUCUGUGAUUUCAGGUCCCGUAACGAAGACUACGAGACCAUCGCUAUGUCCACCAUGAAUACGGAUGACUCCAAGGCGUCUGAUAGGCAAGCCUGUGGUGAGGCCUCCCAGGGUCCUGGGGAGGAAGAAGAAGUCUGAAGAGGAUCUGAAGUGGGUGAGGGUUACAGAACCCAGGUGACAGCUGUUUUAACACCAAGCACAACCUGUCACACAAUUCUGUAACCCUCUCCUCCUCUAGGAUGUGUGGCUUUGCCUAUAUUGUCUUGAUGGUUUAGUUGUGGCUGUAAUUGAAGUAAGCUCAGAAUGUGCAGACCUUGGAUUUACUUGUGUCAGUUGUUUCUGUCCAAACUCUCAAUACUUACGGUUGUAUGACGUAUUUGUGAAACAAAUAUAGGAAUAUAUAAGACAUAGAUUACAUUUACUUCAAUGGAAUAUUUAACAAAAACUUGAUUACCAACAUAUAUAUAGAUAGAUAGAUAUUAAUAACAUCAUAAUAUUUUCAUUAAUGAUUCUACACCCUGUAAAGGAGAUAAGGAGGACCAUCCUGAAAAGAGUUCAUUGACUUUGAAACCAUAUAACGUAGACUACUGCAGAGGAGAUGCACCAUUGGCAUCCAGAAUGUGAGAUUUUUUUUUUUUAGGAGAGAGAUUAUUUUUUGCCAGUUAAGACUGGUCUUAGUACCCAUCUAAAUAUCCAUGUCUUUAAUACUAAUUGAUUAGAAUCUGAUGCAACAUUUCAUGAAAAAGAAAACAAAACCAUUUCUCAACUGUUAGCAUAAAAAAAUAGGACAUAGACACAUAUUAAAUGAAAUAUUUCCAUGACUCAAGAUUAUUUGGGAAAAUGACUACAAAAAUUCUUCAGAAUAAUUGGAAUAAUAUCUAAAUCCUUAUAAUUACAAAUAAUAUACAAACAUAUACAUUUAAAUGGAAGAGAUUUCCUCCAGUAGAACUUGUUUGCUAUUUGCUAAAAAGCCUGUAAUGUUACAAAAUGAUAAGAAAGGGUGCCUAUUAUUACAUUGAAACACCAAGUAUCAUGUAACACUUAGGGACAAGUAAAGGACCCUUGGAUACAGUAAUUCAAUCGAGGGUGUAAGAUAAUUAGAUAAAAUUAUUGAAAUUCAUCUUAUCUUGUAUGCACUUCUAAACAAUAUAUUCUAUUGAAUGUUAAAAUGACUAUGUUAACAACUGAUAAAUAUAUAUACCUAUAUACUCAAUAGAUGUAUACCUGUCAACAUAUACCUAAUUGAUGUAUCUCUGUGUUGGAAUGAUUAUUAAAACUAAGAAAUAAAGAAAUUAAAUAACUAAGAAGUAAAGAACUUAAGAAACCAGAACAUCAAGAAAUCAAGAAACAUUUACUUGGGAGAAUACCACACAUCCCAAGUUAUUUAUAUAGCCAACCUGUAAAACAUUGGAGUGUUUGGUUUGAAAAUCUUGGACAAUUCUAAUAAAAUUGAUGUUGCAUUGA